AUGACCACCACCUGCAUCCCAGGGCUCAAGCCCCAGAACCCUCAUUAUAUCCCAGGGUACACUGGACACUGCCCACUACUUCGGUUCAGCAUGGGACAGACCUACGGGCAGGUGACUCGUCAGCUACUUCAAGGCCCUCCUGGCAUUGCCUGGCCUCCUGCCCACCGCACGCUUCUGCCUCCCAUUUGGCCUCCAAGAUCUCCCGAGUUUCCCAGGAAGAGGCUACCUCCCAGGCGUGGGCACGAAAGACUCAGCUGCAGCAUGAUCCCGGGGUACACGGGUUUUGUCCCCCAGGCACAGUUCAUCCUUGCUAAGAGCUGCAGCCAGGUCUGGGCCGAGGCGCUCAAUGAUUUUGCUCAGCAGCAUGGGAGCAGGCAGGGCAGUCAAGAGUCACCUGAGGAGGCCAAGGAAGAAAAGGACACGGAGGAACACCAAGAGCCAGAGGCAGAAAAGCCAGAGCUGACGCAGGAGGGGAAACAAGCUUCUCCUUACUCCAUGGAUGACACAGACCCUCGGAAGUUCUUCAUGUCAGGCUUCACUGGCUACGUGCCUCGUGCUCGCUUCCUCUUCGGCUCCAGCUUCCCAGUGCUCACCAACCAAGCACUGCAGGAGUUUGGGCAAAAGCACCCUAGGCACAGGUCCCAGAAGGAGCCCCAAACUCUUCCCCCACUUCCUAGAACCUACCUUCAGAACGUGGGUCUUCUGCCCCACUAUGGGGGCUAUGUGCCAGGGUAUAAGUUCCAGUUUGGUCACACAUUUGGGCAUCUGACCCAGGAUGCCUUGGGCCUCAACAGCUCUCAGAAGCAGCUCCUGGCUUAG
Messenger RNA from Dipodomys ordii (Ord's kangaroo rat), 819 nucleotides. RefSeq names its product family with sequence similarity 166, member B (gene Cimip2b). The coding region runs from base 1 to 819 and encodes 272 amino acids. Lineage: Eukaryota; Metazoa; Chordata; Mammalia; Rodentia; Heteromyidae. The record is from RefSeq and is a predicted model, not a curated record. The transcript has 6 exons.